AUGUCUGCCGACCUUUGUGAUGCGGUCUACAUUGACGACCGAUUCGGGACGGAAAGAUGGGUGUAUAGAGACGAAUUACUCGACCGUGAGGCCGCAGGUGAACUUUCCGUCGUAUUCCCAGACGAACCAGAAAGGCUGCAGUCAACGGUGAAAGUGCUUUUCAAUGUUUGCAAGAGAAUCUACCUUUGUCACUCCAACCAGUCAUUUGCAGCCGCCCUUGCCGAUUUGAGCGAUCAAGCUGGAUCAGAAUGCACGCCUAUCUUCGCCUUGAUUGAUGUCGAGUCGACUGGUGGACCCGCUGCGUCGCGACGACAAGGAGCCCGUGACUUUGAAGGCAGCUUAACGUUGGAUUCGGCGGCUCCUUUCUCGAGCUGCUUCAGCUUCUCUUCGGAAUCCGCCGACUCGUAUGGUGUUCAACUAGUAGCCCUACUGGCAUCCGAUCUACAGUUACAAGACGGCCCAAAACUCAUCACGCCUAUUGCCGUGAUGCGGACUCCAGGAGGCUUGGGAGAAGAGGCGGAAAAACUAGAGCUACCACAACUAUCGCAGAUCAUGUGCUCUACAUCGUUAGCAUUACCGAGCCUGCCAUCACGCUGUAUAGAUGCAGGCGCUGCAGAUGUGCUUUGCCAGCCGUUGUACGAGGCCCGUGUUCAAGGUCUUCUUGUGCAUGCUUACCGAGUCCGUCGAACUGCACGGAAAGAGUUGACUAGGUUUUUGUCUAUGAAGAAAGCCAGGAAGCAAUCAUGGGUUGGUGUUCACGCCGAAAAGCCGUACUCUUAUCUCCGGGAAGCAAUGGUGUCAAAAUUGCUCGAGUCGAUAUGCCAUCCCGAACAAGUCAUUGAAGAAUUUCAAGAUGGGGACUUGAAUAUCGCCCCCGAACGAAAAGAAAUGAUUGAACGCGAGGUCGGUGUAUGGGGGUUCCCGGUUCAUCACCUUACAGACGACGAACUCGUAUAUGCCGCGUGCACAAUGAUUGGGCAUGCAAUGACGAUGCCCGAAGUAGGACCUUGGCGAUUAACCAAAGCCGAGCUUCAGACCUUUCUUCUUGCUAGUCGCGCAGCAUACAACUCGUUUGUUCUAUAUCACAACUUCCGUCAUGCAGUCGACGUUUUACAAUCGGUUUUCUACAUUCUCAUCAGAAUCGGCGCCCUCCCCACUUAUGACAACUCCAACACAAACUCAUCACCUUCGAAAUCUCCAGUAGCGUCACUGAUUUCACCAUUUGAUGCUUUGACACUUCUCAUUGCAGCAAUCGGCCACGACGUCGGCCACCCCGGUGUGAACAACGUAUUCCUGGUCAAGCUGAAUGCGCCACUCGCCCAGUUAUACAACGAUAGCUCUGUUUUGGAAUCGUUCCACUGCGCUGCUUUCUCCCAAAUUCUACGUCGCCAUUGGCCUGCCGCUUUUCACGAUAUCAAUAUGCGGAAAUUGCUCAUCAGCUCGAUUCUUGCAACUGAUAUGGGCUUACACUUUACGUUCAUGGGUCGCAUGGGUGAGUUGCAACGAAAAUACGAAGAGAAUGCGGACAUUACCUCUUGGACACCACAGGAUCGCGAUACUUAUAAGACUCUCAUUUGCGGUUUGAUUAUCAAAUGUGCGGAUAUCAGCAAUGUGGCCCGACCAUGGAAGAUCGCGGAACAGUGGACUAACCUCCUACAAGAGGAGUUUGCUCAUCAAGGUGAGAUUGAAAAAGAAAUUGGUAUGGAAACGGCACUCUUUGGUGGACCACCUGAACUCGGCAACAUGCAAAAACUUUCGCUUGGUCAAAUCAACUUUAUGUCGAUCUUUGCCUUGCCUCUAUUUGAAGGAGUUGCCGGUCUCUGCCCAGAGAUAACUUGUACCGUCAAGCACAUCAAAAUGAACAGGUCCAGAUGGCAAGAGGUGACUAGCUGUGAAGAAACACGAGAGGCUCCUACUAUUAUUGCCGAACAUUCUCCACGAUCAUUCAGUCCUGCCAGACGUGAAAGCCUUAAGGUCUCGACUGUACAAGAAAACGAUGGUUCGACGGAUCAAGACAUGAAUGCCCACAUCAUCUUGGACCAACCUCCUGAAGUUACAAAUACAGCACUAUCAUUGACAGCCCAAACCGAUUACGCAAAUGAUCAUAUAGACCUGUCGCAAACCACGAUUGUGGGUUUCAGGACGGCGGCCAAUGGACCAGUACUAGAUGAACCUUCUUCGGAGUCUCCGUCAAGCGAUGAUGAAACUGGCGAGUCAUCAGGUGUUACUUUGAUGGCACGCAACAAAAGUAACAAUGAUCAGGCAUCUUCUUCUGGUCGUGGUUCACGUCCUACGAGCUCAUAUGGAGUCGGUAGGGAUACUAGAACGCAGAGCGCAAGCACUACAACGAACACGGUAGCAACCCCUGUAUCUCCGGCUACAAAUGCAACCAGUUUCGUUACAUUAGAUAGCGAUGACAAGGAAAGUCGGGGAAGUGGAUUGAGCAGCGCAAGUGACGUUUACCCGCUUGAUGAUAACCAUUCACGUCCGUCUUCAUCGGGAUUAUAUGGGCAACGACUUCAACCGAACGGCCAUUCCAUUCCUCCCAAACCCCGCUCAUCUCAGGGCUUUGAGGAGUUCGGAAAAUCACACCACUUGAUGACGGCCAUUUUAGGAAACGGCCAUGAUGGUCACGAUUGUUCGUUGGAAAAAGUGCGGUCUUCACACCGUUCGCAUGAGCAGCUUACAUCUCUCCCUCGUCACGAUCUCCCACGGAAAAGAAGCCGACUACGACUGGCAUUCUGGAGACGGAAGUCUUAG
Talaromyces marneffei is the source of this 2760-nucleotide messenger RNA. RefSeq lists its product as uncharacterized. The record is from RefSeq and is a predicted model, not a curated record. The transcript is spliced from 4 exons. The coding region runs from base 1 to 2760 and encodes 919 amino acids. Gene Ontology annotation, biological process: signal transduction. Lineage: Eukaryota; Fungi; Ascomycota; Eurotiomycetes; Eurotiales; Trichocomaceae. Gene Ontology annotation, molecular function: 3',5'-cyclic-nucleotide phosphodiesterase activity.